AAUUUGCGAAGCGGCGAGAAUGGAGCGUCGACCGCGUUCCGCACAGAAGCGCCGGCAGCACGCUUCUCCGAUUGAUGAUGACAGCGCCAGCGACAACAGCGACAGCACUAGGUCAGACGCAGUUUGACUCGUGGGAGUCAUUUCAUGCCUACCUUAAUGCGUACAUGGCGCAGACGUACCAGAGCUUUCGCAUCCGUACCAACAACAAGGUCCAGGAGCGCAACCGCAAGAUCAAGAAGCAGAAUGCCACAGCUCCUCUGAUCCCAGAGGAGUGGAUCUGGUACAACAAGACCCUUGUAUGCACCCACGCUGGCAGCUACAAGACGCGCGGCAAAGGCAAGCGACCGCGUCAGGAAGUCCGAUCGACUGAGUGUUGUGCACAGGUAUGUAUUCUCUUCGUUUGGGCCCAGAUGGGCAAAACAUUGGCGAGUUGGGCUCAGAUGGGGACGCUUGAUGCUGGAUGGGCUCGGAUGAGCUUUGUUAAUGACAAUAUAUGUGUUCUUCCUCAGAUUAACGCUUGUGUCCGCGUCGUCAACGGCAGCACACACGACCCUGUGUUCGCGUUGUGCGUUACUACAGCGAAGCUGCAGCAUAACCACCCGCUGACCCUUUCCAACUACGAGCAGUACUCGUCAGUUUGUACAGCGCUUGCGCCUUCCAGGGUGGAGACGGUAGAUGUUUUGCGCUAGGCGGGGAGCAUGAGCUCAAAACUGAAGGAGCUGCACCUACUAUCUAAUGAGGUUCGUUCAAGUUGUCGAGGAUACGUGUUUAGUGGCCUGUGAGGUGUUUGCAGGCGCACCUUCGCCGGGGCUGAUUGACAAGAAGACGCCACAGUAUCUGCGCUACAGAUACCUUAGCUUGUGCAUUUAAAUACAUUGAAUUUUUGAGCAAA
Molecule: messenger RNA, 892 nt
Organism: Phytophthora nicotianae INRA-310
Lineage: Eukaryota; Oomycota; Peronosporomycetes; Peronosporales; Peronosporaceae
Exons: 2
Coding region: 75-689 (204 amino acids)
Source: RefSeq, a predicted model, not a curated record